GACUAGUCUUAUCAAACCAUCUUUUGUAUUUUGAAAGAAAUGGAGAUACUUCAUGUCUUUUGUCCUUCUUUACUUCUGAUAACAGUUAUGAAAUGUUCUGCAGCAGCCCCAGCAAUGUAUGCAUUGCUGAAGACAUCCAACUGGAGAGAUUUUCAUAUUGCACAGGAAUAUCUUGACAAGUAUUAUACACAGAAAGGAAGACACCAGGUUGGGGAGAUGGCAACAGGUGGCAGUUCCAUAACAAGGAAAAUUAGAGAAAUGCAAGCAUUCUUUGGUCUUCAGGCUACCGGGAACUUGGACUAUAACACUAUAAGUGUAAUGAAGAGGCCACGCUGUGGUGUCCCUGAUAUGGCAAACUACCGCCUGUUUCCAGGAGAGCCCAAAUGGAAAAAAAAUACAUUGACCUACAGAGUAUCCAAAUACACUUCCAGUUUGAGUCAUGCAGAGGUGGAUAAGGCAGUAGAGAUGGGGUUAAAAGCAUGGAGUAAUGCAGCCCCUUUGGACUUUGUGAGAGCAAACACAGAAGAAGCAGAUAUUAUGAUAUCAUUUGAAACUGGAGAUCAUGGUGACUCCUACCCAUUUGAUGGCCCACGUGGGACUCUGGCACAUGCUUUUGCACCUGGUGAAGGAUUAGGCGGGGACACUCAUUUUGACAAUGCAGAGAAGUGGACAAUGGGAACAAAUGGAUUUAAUUUAUUCACUGUUGCUGCUCAUGAAUUUGGUCAUGCGUUGGGGCUCGGACAUUCUACUGAUCCAUCUGCUUUGAUGUAUCCCACCUACAAAUACCAGUCUCCAUUUGGAUUCCGCCUGCCAAAGGAUGAUGUAAAAGGGAUCCAGAAAUUGUAUGGACCUCGGAAAUCUCGGGCAGAAGGGCCCAAGGCACCACAGAACCCUCCUACAAACCCAUCAGGUCCAUCAAACCCAGAUCACUGUGAUGCUACCUCAUCAUUUGAUGCUGUCACAAUGCUGGGGAAAGAACUUCUGUUCUUCAGAGACAGGUUCUUCUGGAGGAGACAGGCUCAGCUGACAACAAACGUCUGGCCAAACACUAUCACUGGCUCCUUUCCUCAGCUUAUGGGAAAUGUGGAUGCUGCUUAUGAAGUUGCUGAGAGAGGAGUGGCUUAUUUUUUUAAAGGUCCUCAUUAUUGGGUAACUCGAGGAUUUCAAAUGCAGGGAUCUCCUCGGACCAUCUCAGACUUUGGGUUUUCAAGAAAAGUUCAGCACAUUGAUGCAGCUGUCCACCUAAAAGAUGAAAAGAAGACACUCUUCUUUGUGGGAGAUGAAUACUACAGUUAUGAUGAAGCAAAAAUGAGGAUGGAAAAAGAUUAUCCAAAGAGUGUUGAUGAAGAGUUCACAGGAAUCACAGGGAAAAUAGAUGCAGCAGUGGAAGUGAACGGAUUCAUUUACUUCUUUUCUGGCCCUAAAGCUUAUAAAUAUGACAGAGAGAAGGAAGAUGUGGUUAAUAUUGUGAAAGCCAGUUCCUGGAUUGGUUGCUAAACAAACGCUGAGACAGAUCACAAGUGAAGGUGGAAGAAACUGAAUGUUUCCUGAGAAGAACUGAAUGUUUCCCCUGAGAAGAACAUUUUGCAGGGUGAAUGUUAUAGCUUAGCCCAGAAAACUAUUAAAAUAAAUACGUUACUACAGUAUUGGAAAGUGUAGCAGUCUCAUCUUAGAAAGUCCUGAUCACAUGAAUUUUGUAAGUCUGUCCAUAGAUAGAAUUAAUUCUAAAUUAAAUUAAAUAAGAAAUCCUUUCUGACCAGUCUUCAGUGGCCCAUGUGAAAUAAAUUGUUCAAUGGCCAGGUGCUCCAGUGAGAGAACUACAACUGUAACUGAUAUGAACUGACUCCUCCUGCUGGUAUCACCAGAGACACCCCUAAAAAAUGUGAAGGAAAAACUACAGUGCUUUGCUAGAAAUGUCCCUACCAUGUCAAAUGAGACAGAAUGGUACAGGGAAGUUGGCACUACUGAUGUCUAUGCUUUCGCACCUGUCAUCAGCCCAGCUUUUAUUAAUGGCAGAAGGGAUGUCUGAACAAAUUUGUUCAUCCUACAGACUAUAUCUUAUUUUGUGUUGCUUUGUGCAUGAGAUUAUUUACAGAAAUGACACAACUAUUCAGUUAGCAAGUGUAGGCUGAAGUACUGACACACUUGAUUGAUAGCCCAGAGAUCUCAAGUUUGAGGCCACAGCAGAAGUGCUCAUGGUACAGACCUGUCAGAUUUCAACGAAAUCUGUGAGUUCUGUGAAAUACUUUGUCACAAGAAUACAAAAAGGAAGAAAGUUAGCAAGAAGCAACACUGGGAGAUUUGUAUAUUGCAUGAAUAUGAACAAUAAACAAUCAUGAUACAGUC
Molecule: messenger RNA, 2346 nt
Organism: Gavialis gangeticus (Gharial)
Lineage: Eukaryota; Metazoa; Chordata; Crocodylia; Gavialidae
Gene: MMP20
Product: matrix metallopeptidase 20
Exons: 10
Coding region: 40-1497 (485 amino acids)
Biological process (GO): extracellular matrix organization; proteolysis; amelogenesis
Cellular component (GO): extracellular matrix
Molecular function (GO): metalloendopeptidase activity; zinc ion binding
Source: RefSeq, a predicted model, not a curated record